UAGCGCGGGAAUAGAGAAUCAUUCAGACCCGCGUGCUUCCAGGUUUUUGUCUGUUUAAGUGAAACCAGAGGAUGAGUUCAUCUACACGUCUGAGAGCGUUUAUCAGAGAGAGGCUGGCUGCUGCAGCGGAGGACAUUUUUGUAGUUUUUAGGAGAACUAUGGUGGAGUACGAGGAGGAGAUCGACCGUCAGAGCAGACUGCUGGAGAUGGCCAUGAAACCUCACAUCUACCUGCAGAGGACAGAUGAGGCUCAUCAACGUGUCUUUAAGGAGGAGGAGGAGCAGCUCUGUGACCAGGACAGGAACUCCAGCCUGGACCAAGAGGAUCCAGAACCUCCACCCAUUAAAGAGGAGCAGGAGGAGAUGGAGCAGCUGGUACUGAAGCAGGAGACGGACACGUUCAUGUGGACUCAUGAGGAGAGAGACCACAGUGCAGAAGAACCAGAGGAUGACCAUCAGCUCCAUCACGACUCUCAUGAUCCCGAGAGUCCCGAUCCCGAAGGAGUUCAGUUAGUCAAAGUGAGGCUGACUGCUGCAGCUGAAGACAUAUUUGUAGUUUUUAGAAGAACUGUUGUGGAGUACAAGGAAGAGAUCAGUCGUCAGCAAAGAAUGCUGAACAUCAUCAGGAAACCUCACGUCCACCUGCAGAGAACAGGUGAACCACAGCAGCUUUUCUUUAAGGAGGAGGAGGAGAGGCUGCUCUGUGACCAGGACAGGAACUACAGCCUGGACCUGGAGGAUCCAGAACCUCCUUCCUUUAAAGAGGAGCAGGAGGAGGUGGAGCAGCUGGUACUGAAGCAGGAGACAGACACGUUCAUGUGGACCCAUGAGGAGAGAGACCACAGCAAAGAAGAACCAGGGGAUGACCAUCAACUCCAUCACAACGCUCAUUUUACUGAGAGUCCAGAUCCUGAGGGAGACUCAGAACCAACGAGAACAUCAGAACCAAAACAGAAGAGAAAACGUCACAAAACUCAGACAUCUGAGAUUUGUCCUGAUCAUCACCAAGGUCCAAAGUCUUUGAGGUGUGACACCAGAGGCCAAGGUUUUCAGACUACGUCAGAUUUACUGACACAUGAGCGUGUCCACACAGGGAAGAAGACUCAUUUAUGCCAGAUUUGUGGGAAACUAUUCCACUGCAAGUCACUGCUGAAUAUCCAUAGGAGAACUCACACCGAUGAGGAGCCGCUCCCUCUUACUUCAAACCUGAAUUCUCAUCAUCGAGGACAUGCAAGUAAAAAGACGCUGACAUGUGAGACCCAUGGCAAAUCCUUCACCUCUAAACGUGACAUGCAGGUCCACAGGAGAGCGCAGUCAGGAGAGAAACCGUACGUCUGCAGCACCUGUGGGAAAACUUUCUCCCAGCUGUCACACUUAAACACUCACAGCAGGAUCCAUACAGGUGAGAAGACGACAACGUGUGAGACCUGUGGCAAGUCUUUCAGGGACAGGAGUGAGCUGACGGUCCACAUGAGGACCCACACAGGUGAGAGGCCGUACGUCUGCAGCACCUGUGGGAGGGGCUUCUCUGUGAGGUCACAUUUAAACACCCACAAUCGCAUUCACACAGGUGAGAAGCCGUUCACCUGUGAGACAUGCGGCAGGUCGUUCAGGAUCAAAUGUGAGCUAAAAGUCCACGUGAGGACUCAUACAGGUGAGAGGCCGUACUCCUGUAACACCUGUGGGUCCGCUUUCAUCAAGAAACACCACCUAGAUAAGCACACGAGAAUACACACGGGGGAAACGCCGUACACCUGCGAGACAUGUGGCAGGUGUUUUAAGUACCGUUUCGUCCUGACAGGUCACAUGAGAAGAGCCCACACAGGUGAAAGGUCGCACCUUUGUAACACCUGUGGGAAAAGAUUCUCUGAUUCGUCGAGUCUUUCACUGCACAUGAAAUCACACGCAGACGAUUAGACACCUGAAAGCACCGCUGAUUAGUGCUGCUGGCUUUGGGAACGACCCUGAUUUUUACAGAGGGAGGCAGCGAGUUCCAGACAGGGACUGACACUUAAAAAUGUUUUAGACCCUAAAAUCACUGAUUUAAGUGAAUUCUUUAGCCUACAUUCAUGCUGACGCAUGAUCUCAGCCCCCAUCUCCUCUCUGCUGUGAGCUGCAACAGGUACCAGCGUGACAGGUCUAGUCCUAGACUCCCCUAGACUCCUCUAGACUGUCGUCUCAAUCCUAGACUCCUCUAGACUCUGGUCUCAA
This is a messenger RNA of Cheilinus undulatus (humphead wrasse), 2210 nucleotides long. RefSeq names its product zinc finger protein 250-like. Bases 72 to 1916 code for a protein of 614 amino acids. NCBI's taxonomy places the organism in Eukaryota, Metazoa, Chordata, Actinopteri, Labriformes, Labridae. The record is from RefSeq and is a predicted model, not a curated record. The transcript has 3 exons.